This is a messenger RNA of Clonostachys solani, 963 nucleotides long. NCBI's taxonomy places the organism in Eukaryota, Fungi, Ascomycota, Sordariomycetes, Hypocreales, Bionectriaceae. The record is from the annotation of a GenBank genome assembly.
AUGAAGCCAUUUCUUGUCUUCCUCUUCGGAACCCUUGCGGCAGCCUUUCCUGUCGACUCGAUUGAGCUAGAUCCUGAACUGGCCCUCCGCCGUGUUAACAUCACUGAGCGCAUGCCGGAUCUGGAGGAACGUCAGGCAUCAGCAAGCAUCAAUCAGUUGUUUAAAAAUCGUGGCAAGGGCUACUUUGGUACUGCUACUGACCGUGGCCUGCUUCAGAGAGACAAGAAUGCAGCGAUCAUCAACGCAAACUUUGGCCAGGUCACGCCUGAGAACAGCAUGAAAUGGCAGUCUUUGAACCCAUCUCAAGGCUCAUACAACUGGGGCGAUGCCGACUACCUGGUGAAUUUCGCGCAGCAGAAUGGGAAGUCCAUCCGGGGACAUACUCUCGUUUGGCAUUCGCAACUCCCUCAAUGGGUGGCUAAUAUCAACAAUGCGGAUACUCUACGCCAAGUUAUCCGCACCUACGUUAGUACCGUGGUUGGAAGGUAUAAAGGGAAGAUCCGCGCAUGGGACGUGGUGAAUGAGAUUUUCAACGAGGAUGGGACACUCCGAAGCUCCGUUUUCUCCAGAUUAUUAGGGGAAGAGUUUGUUUCCAUUGCAUUUCGUGCGGCCAGGGAAGCCGACCCCUCCUGCCGGCUCUACAUUAAUGACUACAACCUGGAUCGUGCCGGGGUCAGCAAGGUCAACUUGAUGCGGUAUUACGUUGACAAAUGGAUCUCCGAAGGGGUUCCCAUUGACGGAAUAGGAACUCAAACACACCUUGGUGCUGGUGGAGGUGCUGCUGUCCAGGGUGCACUUCAGCAACUUGCCACUGCAGCGGUGACAGAAGUAGCGAUUACAGAGCUUGAUAUCGCCAAUGCGCCGACCAGUGACUACAAUGCAGUUGUGCAGGGAUGCUUGAAUACGCCAAAGUGCUACGGUAUUACUGUAUGGGGCAUCAGCGACAAGGUAAGUUCGUCCUGA